UAUCGACACGACACAGUGUUAUAUAAAGGAAAGCUUUAUGUGAUCGCUGGAGGUAACGAGAUAGAGACGCAUCCCAUGUGGCCGAUGCCCGUAUUCGAUCUGACCACAAACAAAUGGUCUUUCAUACAGUUUUCCGGUGUAACACCGCCGCUGUUUCAUGUGUACGUGGUUGGAGGGCUGCGGGAGGUGCGACCAGCUAUCAAUCCGGAAAUCUACCGUCUCGAUUUGGAAAACCAUGUUUGUCAUCUCGUGGGCAGACAGGAAUCCCCCGCCUAUUUCCACGAUAUUGUCUAUGUUCCUCAUUCCAAUGAAUUGUACUGUUUCGGUGGAACAAAUCGUAUCGACCCGGUCACCCGUACCAACGAAUUACACCGCUUCCGGCUGCAUUGCCGACCGUUAGCCCUAAUGGAACUGGCAUGGAAUAAAUUGUUGACACUCCUUUGCUCUCCUGAUCUGGAGCUCCUCUCCAUCCAACGGUAUAUCACAACAAUAACAGAAACACCCAACGAUACGCUUCUGUUCAUUUCUGACCGUCUCCAAUGUGUUCGUGCCAGACCAAGCGCUAGGUUGGCUGCUGUCCCACGGAAUUUGCACCAUCUACCUCAUCAGAUCCAUACGGCCAUUUUUCGUGUUUCCGCGGUCGUUCUCUUGAUCACGUAUGGUUUUCAUUUGGGUCUUCAUUCGGUUCAGUCAGUUCUGUCACAUGAAGACAUGAUCAAUGCUCUUGAACAGGUGAUAUCUGGCGACAAAACUGGACUGUCAAAGUUAAUGGAACGUCUGUCACAAGGUUUACAAAUCACCAGUAGUUACGAAUCUGGGGGUGACUCUCGGGCAAGUAUCAGGUUGUCUGUUUCAGGGGCAACUCCUCAGACCCCGAUUCCUUUCUCCGUCCCAGAGAUCAAAGCAGACACACGGUUGCCGAUUACCACGGCGGUAGACAAGCUGUUCUACACAUUCCUACUGUAUUUGCUCAACAUACCGGAUCGUCUUAUUCGUCGCCUUCCAGACGGUCUUUACUACUUGCAUUAUGUGGUGGCAAUGGAACGUCUGCUGAGUGAUCCAAACUGA
Echinostoma caproni is the source of this 1068-nucleotide messenger RNA. Lineage: Eukaryota; Metazoa; Platyhelminthes; Trematoda; Plagiorchiida; Echinostomatidae. The record is from the annotation of a GenBank genome assembly.